AUGCAUCAUUAUGGCCUUGAUUUCAGCCAUUAUGUAUCUGCACCUUCUCUAUCCUGGGAUGCUAUGCUUAAGAUGACCAAAGUCAAGAUCAAGCUAUUUACAGAAAUGGCAAUGCAUGACUUCAUUGAAAAAGCAAAGCGAGGUGGUAUUGCUAUGGCAGUACAUAGACCU
This is a messenger RNA of Funneliformis geosporum, 171 nucleotides long. The record is from the annotation of a GenBank genome assembly. NCBI's taxonomy places the organism in Eukaryota, Fungi, Glomeromycota, Glomeromycetes, Glomerales, Glomeraceae.